AUGGGACUGGGAAGCAUUGUUGAAUGCCGGCACAUCAAGACCAUGCCCGCCGACGAAGAUGACGUCGCGUCUCGCAAGCUGUCUGUUGACGCAUCGAAACCUCUACCGGAUGAGGCCUCCAUCGACCUCGCCGCUCAAUUCCUCCGCAUGAGUCGUGCAGCCCGUCGCGCCAUCGCCGCGCAGUACGAACUCGACGACGAGACUGCCAUGGACAUGUCUUCGGAUGAGCUUUCUCCCACCGCGGUCGAUCAUGAUAGGCGCCACUCUUCGUUUGAGUCCGGAAUCUUGACCACUCUACCGUAUCGUCCCAAGGAGUCACAACACAAUCCAAGGAAGCAUUGUCGAAGCAGCCCCUCAAUCGAUGGCUUCGAGGGUCAACCGGAAUCGAGCGUGGGGAAGCACUGCCAACGGAUCUCGGGCGACUCGGGCUACGGCUCUGAUACUCGCCGCGAACGCAUUCAGUCCGAAUACAGCCGUGACGCAGAUGGUCGAAUCCAGAAACGUCAGACCAAGGUGGUGAGGAGACUUGUGCCGAACCCGCAGGAGGAAUCUCUUGCCCGUGUCGAGUACUGCGAUUCGGACACCGACGAAGUCUUUCCUGAGUCUCGAUAUUCCGGUGCCUCCUUUCGCAGACAUACGCUGGCUACCAAUACCGCCAGCGCUGUAAGCUCGACUUCAUACGAGCAAGUCAAGAAGCGACCACAGAGCAAUGAGCAAGCGCACCAGGCCAAGUUGCUCAGAAGAGUCAGAGGCAUCACGGCCCUACGACCAGAGCACAGCAUCGGCCAAGCCAAGCCCCAGAGGCCCAGCAUCCAGAUACCUGCCAGACCUAUUGGCACUUCCGGCGAACGUUGUCUGCCAGACCUGAGUCCGGAAUUAUCCCCCCGGAAAUCAAACCCAGUAGUACCCCAAGAAUCCCCAAGAUCCGCCGCACACACCCAGCUCCGAAACCUCUCCGAACUCUCAACAGCCUUGUCCGCACACUUCUCUCGGCCCUCCUCCUACAUCUUCCCUCCAAUCCAAGAAUACACAGAAUCCGACGAUGACGACGACUCCGCAGAAUCAAGCGUCUUCUCCAUCCCAGAUUCCCCCAUCGAGGACUUCUACCUCCACCCCGACGACCCCUUCUCGCCUCACCUAGAAGGCGCCGUCACCGCCGUCAUCCGCCAUUACCGCACCUGGCAGGCUCAACAACGAGGUGGCCAGGGCAGCCGCAGUCGAGCCCAGCGUGCCAACGCCUCAACCCCAGACUCAGCCCGCCACCCACGCAAGCGCUCCCACUCCGACGACCAGGACCAGAUCCCUCCAGACGGCGACGAGGACGUCGCGCCGGACUACAAACGACCCCGAAUCCCAAGCUCCUCGCCCCCGGGGAGAAUGCUCGCCUGCCCCUUCUGGAAGAAAGACCCGGAGAACCACCGCCAGUGCUACAAAAAGGUCCUCAGCAAGAUCAAAUACGUCAAGCAGCACCUCUACAAGUUCCACGAGGCCCCCAUAACAGCCCCCUGCUGCGGCGCCGAGUUCGAGGACGAAGACGCCCGCGACGAACACAUCCUCGCCCGUCUGAACGGCGGCCAGUGCCGAGUCCUCGCCGCUCCGGCGCCCGGACGCAGACCCGAGGGCCUCACCCGCGCCCAACGCCAAAAGGUCCAGCGCCGCGCCGACCCGGAAAAGUCCGAGGAGCAGCAGUGGUUCGUCAUCUGGGACAUCAUCUUCCCGGGCCACCCCCGCCCGGCCUCCGCCUACGUCGACAACGUCCUUUCCGAAGACCUCUGCAGCUUUCGCGAGUACUCCACAACCCACGGCGUCGACAUCAUCUCGGAGGUCCUGGGGAGGCACGACCCGGAGAGGAGGGAGCGGUACGAGCGCGUCGUGCUCGAGGAGGCGAUGGAGAGGAUCUACGAGCAGUGGGCGAACCGGAGGCUGGGCCGGGAACCGGACGUGUUGACUCCGCCGGAGUCGGACCCCGCGAGCCGCGCUGCCAGUCGUGCGUCGUUGGUGUAUGCGGACGUGAUGCAGGGGGGCCAGCAGGUUAACUAUGGACAGAUCUCGUAUAUGGCUGACGAAGACCUGCCUGUGCCGUUGAGUAACCUACAGGCUGGGGACGAGGGGUUUAAUGGGCUCGGGGCCGCGGACGAGGUGUUUCUUGAGCAGGAUCCCCGAGCGAUGUUUUCCGACCUGGAUAGCAUCCAGUUUGCCGGUGGACAAGGACAUUAUGGUCCUGGGUAUCCUGGGGCCUAUGCAUGA
Messenger RNA from Colletotrichum karsti, 2247 nucleotides. RefSeq lists its product as uncharacterized. The record is from RefSeq and is a predicted model, not a curated record. Bases 1 to 2247 code for a protein of 748 amino acids. The transcript has a single exon. NCBI's taxonomy places the organism in Eukaryota, Fungi, Ascomycota, Sordariomycetes, Glomerellales, Glomerellaceae.